GGCGGACGACGCCCGUGGUGAUGGUGAUUGGAAUCGGAGCUCUCCCUCAUAGCGUCGGGUACCGUGAGGGUGCUGCAGCUGUUGUCGGAGCUGCUGCCGUUGCCUUGGGGGUUGCCGUUGCCGGAGGUAGCUGGUGCUCCUUGGUCCGCGGCCAUCGCGCCGCCGGAGGGUUUUCGGGUCUUCGCAUUGUGUCGAGAAAGGGAAGGCGGUCAAGGAAGCGAGACGCACGUCGAAACCAAGACGUGUCGAAAGACCGUUGUCGAGCUACAAAAGCGGUCGCUGACUCGUUGCAGUAAUAAUUUCAUGUUUCUACGCGUACCACUGCUACUGUGUUCUGAACCAUUGGAACCAUUGGGACAAUCAAAUAAUUAGUAUUCGAAUGGUCCUUAUAUUUCCAAACAGAGGUGAUGUAACAAGUGGAUGUAUAUCAUUUGAACACUUUCCGUGCUCUACUGAUGCUGAUUACCAACACCAAACAUAACAAGAAACCAGCUAACACGAUACAAACUGAACGCUAUGCCCUACCUACCAUGCACCAGGUGUUCCAUUCUCUUCUACUGUAAGCAUCAUUGAUACGCUACCCCAAAGGGUCAAAUAGUUUUUUUUGUUUGAAAAACGAGUGAUAUACUGCUGUAGCCUUCUUUCCAUCGUCCAUGAUUUUUACAUCAACAUUAUAUAUUUCUCCUUAAAUUCCUAAAACCAGCAAGCUGUCAAUAGACACUGCGCCGUGUCCCUUGUGAAGGUUACAUCUUACAGUACACGACGCUACGGUGGGAUUCUCCC
Molecule: messenger RNA, 783 nt
Organism: Ectocarpus sp. CCAP 1310/34
Lineage: Eukaryota; Phaeophyceae; Ectocarpales; Ectocarpaceae
Source: the annotation of a GenBank genome assembly